Emericellopsis atlantica is the source of this 1053-nucleotide messenger RNA. RefSeq lists its product as uncharacterized. Lineage: Eukaryota; Fungi; Ascomycota; Sordariomycetes; Hypocreales; Bionectriaceae. The transcript has a single exon. The coding region runs from base 113 to 643 and encodes 176 amino acids. The record is from RefSeq and is a predicted model, not a curated record.
AAUGAUGCCAGAAAGUAAGGUAUGAGACGAUGCGCAAGAUGGCGCAAGAUAAUAGGUCUUUGAAGCACGUCUCGAAACCCACUCGCUGCGCCUGGGUGAAACGCUUCGACAGAUGAUCGGCAAGCAAUGGCAGCGGCUAUCCCGUGGGUGUCCUCGCGACUUUCACAACCAGACAUAUAUCGUCUAUCUCAUAUCACUGCUGCUGGUCCAAAAGAAGGAGGCCAGGGAUCGCUGCGUGGCGGUCUGCAUCAUUGGGCCCUCUCAUCACGACCACCACCACAACGUCCAGCAUGCAGCUACUAUUAUCAGGAACCCGCCGGCGGGUGCUGCAACAGGCCGAGAAAGAUGCCUCACUAUUCCCAGUCAAUCAGGAGAUGCCUCAAUGCUGCAGUGCGACUCUCCUCUUCCUUGUGCACCUGCAGAUGUCGAGCGACUUUCAUUGGAUCUUGGCGGCCAACCCCAGAGUUGCCAGCCAUUCAAAGCAAGGACGGGCCGUGGCUUGCCCCGCAGAUGUUCUCCUGCCUGCAGCAACAAGCAUCUGUUGUCCUCUGACAUCAGUACGUUUGGGUUGGGGCAGAAUCGAACGACAUCAUGGCUCGAUAUGAUGCGACGAGCAAGGCGGGGGGCUCGAUUAUCCUCUUGAUAUGCGACUGCCAGACGGUCAGAGUAUGAAAGCGAAAGCAACCGUUGAGGACUCGAAAGAGCAGUUGUCGUUGGAUGCUCCAUCAGACCAACACUGCCAAGCUCAGCCCGUUUCCUAGAUAAGGGGACCCCUAUGUGAGAUCUGAAAUGCAUCUGCAAUCCAUAUGAACGUGUUCAACGCUUCUAGGACAUUAUGGAUUCAUUAUGCAGCAGGAAACGAACAGGAUCUCACCAAGUCGCCCGACAUAAAGGAAUAAUGCACUCGAAUCACCUCUGGACACUGCGGUUACCCCAGGCCCCCAGUGUUCAGUGCUUCACACCAAUUGAUUAGUAUCUGCAGGACCAUGUGGUCCCCAGCAAUCGCAGAAAUGCGGGAAGGACAUGCGCUAAGCCCAAAGCGCUGUCGCCUGC